Molecule: messenger RNA, 1830 nt
Organism: Babesia sp. Xinjiang
Lineage: Eukaryota; Apicomplexa; Aconoidasida; Piroplasmida; Babesiidae
Product: putative asparagine-tRNA ligase
Exons: 1
Coding region: 1-1830 (609 amino acids)
Biological process (GO): asparaginyl-tRNA aminoacylation
Cellular component (GO): mitochondrion
Molecular function (GO): asparagine-tRNA ligase activity; ATP binding; nucleic acid binding
Source: RefSeq, a predicted model, not a curated record
AUGGCCGCUCUUACUACCGGAGCGCCGACACCGGCCUUAUUGAAGGCCGCGUUGAAAAAAUCGACAAUUCUCGAAACCAAACAACCCCGCUAUGAGCGUAUAGGAUUUUUAUUAUCGACUCUGCGUAAGGGUGACGGCGCUAAGAAGCGUGAGCUCAUCUCUGCCCAUUUGGCACAGCUAUAUGGUAAAACCAGACUUGGUGAUGUCGGUGACAUCCACAGUGGUAUGAAACCCAUCGCAUAUGCCGACUUCGAUCAGAUGAGGAAAUCUGGAGAAGAGUCCAAAAGCAAACUACCUGUAAUAUCAAUCGCUGGAUGGUGUAAGACCGUUAGGAUGCAGAAUGCUGGAAAAUUAGGUUUCGUCAUUGUAAACGAUGGAAGCUGCAAGGCUGAUCUUCAAAUAGUCGUUCAUGAUGAUGCCGCAGGCCACCAGGCAGUAGCGAAGUGUACCGCUGGUACCACCAUUAGAGUAUUCGGUACCUUGGUGGAAAGACCUCCAAAGGAUCAAUCAAUUGAGCGAAGUGAGGAUGAAACUUUGGAACAAGUAGCUAGCAAAUACGAAGUGCAUGUUUCUGCCUUCGAUGGGCAUUUAUUCGAGGUUGUCGGGGAGAACUUCGAUGCUGCGAAAUAUCCUAUUGCUAAGAAGUUUAUUACACAAGAGUUCUUGCGUGAGGUGGCGCACCUCAGGCCCAGGAGCUAUUUUAUCAGUGCUGUAAUGAGGGUCAGGAGCGCUUUGGCAAUGGCCACGCAUAUUUACUUCCAGAGACUUGGGUGCAUAUACCUCCACACCCCUCUUAUCACAACAACAGACUGUGAAGGAGCUGGUGAACUGUUCCAGGUAACCACCAUGCUGGAGAACUGUCUCACACUUGGCGAUUUGUCGAAGAAAAUGGCGUCAAGCGAUGCCAAAAAGGCCAAAGCAUUGGAAGAUAUGGAGUUGGACUACAAAAAGGAUUUCUUCAAACGUAAAGCGUUCCUCACUUGCAGUGGACAACUAUCUGCGGAGAACUACACAUGCUCAAUGGGAAAGGUUUACACCUUUGGCCCUGCGUUCCGUGCUGAACACAGCCACACGUCACGUCACCUUGCAGAGUUCUGGAUGGUCGAGCCCGAGAUUGAUUUCUGUGACCUACCCAAGAACAUGGAUAUUGCUGAAGAAUAUGUACAAUUCUCAAUACAAUACGCUCUAGAUCACUGUCUUGACGAUCUCAUGUACCUUGAGAGUAUCGGAGAAGCUGGUCUAGUUGCAAACCUUCGUUCUUUUGCAACUGAAAAGUUCAUAAGGAUCACCUACACUGAUGUUAUCGACAUAUUGAUGCAACACGAAGCUGACUUCAAGGCGGGUCUUGUAUCAGUAGAUGAGAAGCAGGGUAAGCCUGAAGAUGGCGCGGAACCACGUAAAACGGCGUUCGAGAACCAUGUAGAAUGGGGAAUAGACCUGUCUAGCGAGCACGAAAGGUUCAUUGCUGAGGCUGUUUUCAAAAGACCAACUAUAAUCUACAACUAUCCUUCUAAGAUUAAGGCCUUCUACAUGCGCAGAAACGAUGACGGCAAGACCUGUGCUGCCAUGGACGUCAUUGUGCCACGCUUCGGAGAACUUGUUGGUGGAUCGCAGCGUGAAGAGCGUCGCGAUGUGCUAGAAGCAUCAAUUAAGGAAAACGGUUUGUGUAUCGACGACUAUAACUGGUACAUGGACCUCCGUACAUACGGUUCGAUACCACACUCUGGUUUCGGACUCGGUUUUGAGAGACUGGUCAUGCUUGUGACUGGUAUUACAAACAUUAGGGAUGCUAUUCCAUUCCCACGUUACGUCGGAAAGGCCGACUUCUGA